This is a messenger RNA of Pteronotus mesoamericanus, 644 nucleotides long. RefSeq names its product cysteine rich DPF motif domain containing 1 (gene CDPF1). The transcript has 3 exons. Lineage: Eukaryota; Metazoa; Chordata; Mammalia; Chiroptera; Mormoopidae. Bases 58 to 429 code for a protein of 123 amino acids. The record is from RefSeq and is a predicted model, not a curated record.
GGAGCUGUGGGCAGCUCUGGGCUCUGACGCCAACCGGCCCGCGUCUGGCCCUUGCAGAUGGCGUGCGAGGCGGAGCCCCGGCCGCUGGGCGUCUUUGAGUGCCAGCUCUGCUCCCUGACAGCGCCGUACAGCUACGUGGGACAGAAGCCGCCCAACACCCAGUCCGUCCUCCUCUUGGAGGAGAGUUUUGUCACGAAGGACCCCUUCACCCCCGAUGAGGACAGAUUCCUGAUCCUCGGAUCCAAGUGCAGCAUCUGCGGGCGGCUGGUGUGUGUGGGCCCGGAAUGCAGUCUGUUCUACUCCAGGAGAUUCUGCCUCCCUUGUGUGCAGGAGAACAUCCAUGCCUUCCCUCAGGAGAUUCGGCAGGACUUGGAGAAAAGGAAGGUUCCAUCCAAGAGGCCAGCUGGCCAGCCCAGUGCUCAAACUUGAGCCAGCCUCCGCGCCCUGGGUCGGGGCGGCCUGAGUUGGGAGCCCGCCUCCCGAGUGCGAGUGCGCGCCCUGAUUCCGGGCUGUCCUGAGCAGUGGCUGGAGCAACCGGGAGACGGAGUCCGGCUGCAGCAGCAGCAGCAGUGCCGGGAGCUGCGCAGGGAGGCGCCCACGAACACAGCCCCGUGUGCGCCCUGGACGCUGCUCGGUGCGGGACG